This is a messenger RNA of Histoplasma capsulatum G186AR, 450 nucleotides long. RefSeq lists its product as uncharacterized. The record is from RefSeq and is a predicted model, not a curated record. Bases 1 to 450 code for a protein of 149 amino acids. NCBI's taxonomy places the organism in Eukaryota, Fungi, Ascomycota, Eurotiomycetes, Onygenales, Ajellomycetaceae. The transcript has 3 exons.
AUGAGGGGUCAGAGUGCCUGCGAAAGGAGGGAUGAGAAUGUCACACUUCCAGCGAAAUCCGUCAGGCAGCCCCUCUCGGCUGGUGCUUUUCUCCCUAAACGUGGUGUCAUUGCCAAGGAGCUACUCACGACAAAUGGUAAGUGCCCAAGCGCACAUAAUCCUCAUACGAUAACUACGGCUCUGCCAAAGACGUCCCGCAGAAUAUCGGGCACUUCGGUAUUGUGUAUGGUAAGACUGAGGCUGGAGAGGUCCAUUGAGCCAAAGCGCACAAUUUGGUCACGACAGACGCUUGCUAGGGCAUCCUUGGCUCUCAGCCCGACUAGUGUGAUCGACGGUGUCAUCCGCUGCCCUGGAAAUAGCAACGGCGCUUUCUUGUAUGACGGGAAGGAAACACCAUUGGCCCGUGGAGGCAUCAAAAAUUUCGACAGUACUGCUACAUUUCAACCCUGA